AAUAGGUGUGUUUAAAAAAAAGAAUAAGUUCACGUUUUUCAUUUAUCUCCCUUUUCACAACUACAUUCUUGUGUUGAGGUUAAUGGGUAACAGUUUUCUCAAAGACAUUGGUCUGGUUCUUCCUUUGUAGAGAGUAUUCAUCUGGGACUUGGAUGAGACAAUCAUUGUUUUCCACUCCUUGCUUACGGGGUCCUACGCCAACAGAUACGGGAGGGAUCCACCCACUUCAGUUUCCCUUGGACUACGAAUGGAAGAAAUGAUUUUCAACUUGGCAGACACACAUCUAUUUUUCAAUGACUUAGAAGAAUGUGACCAGGUUCACAUAGAUGAUGUUUCUUCAGAUGACAAUGGACAAGACCUAAGCACAUAUAACUUUGGAACAGAUGGCUUUCCCGCUGCAGCCACCAGUGCUAAUUUAUGCCUGGCAACUGGUGUCCGGGGCGGAGUAGACUGGAUGAGAAAGUUGGCCUUCCGCUACAGACGAGUAAAAGAGAUCUACAACACCUACAAAAACAACGUGGGAGGUCUGCUCGGUCCAGCUAAGCGGGAAGCCUGGUUACAGCUGAGGGCUGAGAUUGAGGCACUGACUGACUCCUGGCUCACCCUGGCCCUGAAAGCACUCUCUCUCAUUCACUCCCGGACGAACUGUGUGAAUAUUUUAGUAACAACUACCCAGCUUAUCCCGGCAUUGGCGAAAGUCCUGUUAUAUGGAUUAGGAAUUGUAUUUCCAAUAGAAAAUAUUUACAGUGCAACUAAAAUAGGAAAGGAAAGCUGUUUUGAGAGGAUAAUUCAAAGAUUUGGAAGAAAAGUGGUGUAUGUCGUUAUAGGAGAUGGAGUGGAAGAAGAACAAGGAGCAAAAAAGGUGAGCAUUCCUGGCAGGUGCUUUUUCUUAGUCCUCAGAACUCUCAGAACUGGAUCAUUAAGCAUAUUCCAUUUCUCCGCAACAGACUCAUGGAGGGUACAGAACCGGGAGCAUUGCAAAAAGGCAGAACAGAAUUCCACCCAGGCGGGAGCACAGGCUCAAGGGUCCUAG
Molecule: messenger RNA, 1033 nt
Organism: Castor canadensis (American beaver)
Lineage: Eukaryota; Metazoa; Chordata; Mammalia; Rodentia; Castoridae
Source: RefSeq, a predicted model, not a curated record